Messenger RNA from Thalassophryne amazonica, 4524 nucleotides. RefSeq names its product A-kinase anchor protein 7 (gene akap7). Gene Ontology annotation, cellular component: cytosol. Bases 304 to 1779 code for a protein of 491 amino acids. The record is from RefSeq and is a predicted model, not a curated record. The transcript has 12 exons. Gene Ontology annotation, molecular function: protein kinase A regulatory subunit binding. NCBI's taxonomy places the organism in Eukaryota, Metazoa, Chordata, Actinopteri, Batrachoidiformes, Batrachoididae.
CGGAAAAAUAACAUUGUUUACAAACACCGAGACCUUCAGGACUCCGUGAAAACUCGUUCUUACACGAAUGGUUUCGUUUAUAUGUUUUAUUUGAGAUGUUAAUUAAAACUAUAUCCCUGAGACCGACCUGUCUGCACCGGAUGCUGGUCGUUCCGGGCCGCUAUUAUUGCCGUUAACUUUACUUCGGUACAGAUAACGAGCUAACGUUUAGCUCCACGUUUAACCGUGACCGGUGUUACAGGUGUUACCACGCCACGUGUGGCACGACAAUCCCAUCAUCCACCGCGCUGCAGGGCCGGUGUCAUGCUCCUCGAGCGUUUCCUGCUGAGUUUCAGAUCCACGUUUUCAAGAAGAUCCUGUUUGCAGAGAGUUCUGACCGUCAAUGAAGCCUCGACUCGAAGCCUGCUUCAGAUUUAUAGCAUCGGCUCGUCUCAGUCGACUCUGCAGAGGAUCCAGUUAAAGCGUGUGGCGCCAUCUGGCCUGUGUCAGCUGAUGGCGUGUGAAAUGCAUCCUGGCAGUACGUCCUGUCCUCUUGGUGUCACAUCAGCUGCUUCUGAUGACGACGAUCGUGACCUGGAAGAUGAAGACGUGAGGGAGACGGCGGUGAACGUCGGCCAGGCGGCUGCAGUCGCUGUGGAGAUCCAGGAAGUUCCACCAGGAUCAAGUGAGAAGAAGAAGAAGAAGAGAUGCACAAGGAGAGAGAAGAAGAAGCUACUGAAGAAGAAGUUAAAGUCUUCUGAUAGUUUGGAGAGUUUAAUGUUGGAGCUUCCGUUUGCGUUGACCAGCCCGACAUCCUGGAAGGAGCUGGGCUUUCUCAGCCCAGAAUCAACCCAGAGCAAGAGAAAGAGGAAGAGAGGACACACGGGAGGACGAGUGGACAGUGAAGAGGACGCAGAUAAAAAGAAGAAGAAGGGAAGUCAGCGACCAAACUACUUUGUCUCUGUUCCAAUCACUAAUCCUCAGAUCAGCUCAGCUGUGACUGAGGUCCAGGAGGCGGUGCUGCGGCAGGAGCCGCGGUUGUCCAAAGCCAUGAUCCCCGUCCCCAGUCUCCACAUCACACUCUUAGUCACUCACCUGCCCAACCAGGACCUAGUCGACCUGGCGGCGGCUGUGCUGGCCCAAGCUGAGCCGUCAUUGGCUGAGCUGCUGGGGGGCCAGGAUUUGGUGCUGCCCUUCUCUGGACUCUGUCAUUUCAGGAAGGAGGUGGUGUUUGUUGGGCUGCUCCCAGGACAACACAGACAGACGCUGGACAGACUGGCAGAAUUGUUACGCAGCCGUUUUGAGGAGGAGGGACUUCUGCAAGGAGACUGCCGUGGGUUCGAGCCCCACCUCACCAUUAUGAAGCUAUCCCGGGCAUCGAAGCUACGUUCUCAGGGCAUCAGAUGUGUGGAUCCGGCGCUUUACUCCGACUAUACAAACAGGGUUUUUGGAGAUCAGACAGUCGAGCGGUUGGAUCUUUGUUCCAUGUUGAAAAAGAAGCAAAAAGAUGGAUACUACCACACAGAGAAGUCACUACAACUUGAUUUGGUUCAGAGCCCACUCCAUGCCAAACGCACAAGUGGACGCCGGCGGUCUGAGCCAGACGAAGCAGAACUCCUGCGGGUGAGCAGGCGAUUGGUUGAGGAUGCUGUCAAUCGUGCCUUACAGCAGUACAAACAGGAAACGCUUCAAAACGGGGGCGGGCCUAAUGCCACAGCAAACCAGCCCCCAGAAAGCACUGAGGAAACUGUAAGUAAGACGGACAUGACAGCUAAUGCCGCCACAGACAUCAGGAAGUGACAUUGUCAUGCUGAGGCACAGACUGGUGAGGAACAAAAAAAAAAAAAGAAGCUGCCUGUGCGGUUAAGACAAGUCUAAAAGAAGGGACCGGAAACCUGAACCACCUCAGCCUACGCUAGCUGCCUGGCCGCGUGACCAAGCUCAACCAAGGUUGUAGCUUGAGAUCAAAGCUAGUGAUGGUCCUGACACGCCAGCUGGUGACGUGUCUUAACCCACUAACUUCAUCCAGCAUCUCACAGCGACGAGGUCGUCCCUCCACAGUGUCAGGUGGCACAGUGUGAGCUGCCCUUUCACAAUAAGUGAAAAUCAUGUUUUUGUUUUUUUUUGUUUUUUUUUUUUGGAGAGUUUGGUUUGAUGUCAUCUGCAUAGAAAAAAAAAUCCUGCUUAUUGCAUCAGUUCCCCGUUACGGGAGCACCUUUACUGUGUCUGAGUCUUUCACCAAACGUUACUUUUGCUUGUCUUUGUGCACGUUUCAAGCAGAGGAAUCAAACUGCUGUUACCCAGGAGCCACUGGUCAGUGUGAGCGGGGUGACAAAGCUAAUGUCACCCCGGGCAGAUUUCACAAAUUACAUCGUUGUGUGGGGGCUCGUGGCCUGGGUUAGUAGUUUGAGCCCCUUGCUGUCAAGAUUUUGUUGAAAGAGUUGUGUUGCGUUAUCUCUACUUUGCAGUCAUCGCAAGUGUUCUUUGUGCGCCUUCUCCAAAACGCAUGCACUGUUAAAUGGAUGUCCAAAUGAAGGGUGGAGUGAUUUUCAUAAGUCUUCAGAUACUUCGCCUCUCUGCACCACGUGUUUGCCAGAAUAAGCGGCGUGAACGCACCAACACUGUUAUCCAAUGAUAACUGGACUCCAGCCUGCCCCCAGUGGAUGUAACUCUUAAGAUGCAAACGUGAAUAUGUGGAUGAUAACAGUCAUCUUUGACGUGCACAUUGUAUGAAUUGAGCUGUGAUUGGUUGGAUUUAGAUGAGCUGCAUGUUGGUUUUUGUUGAGCUGUCCUUGGUAACCAGUUUAAAUCAAAUCAAACUGUCUUUGACCUUCCAGAGUUUAAUUUAAAUACUUGCCUGAACUGCCUUUUUUUGUCUGCGUUUCAGGUGGUUUCUGAAAAAUCAGAUUGUGUCUUCCAGUGUUUAGUUUUGUCCACAACCUAAAGACAUUCAUUUUACGGCCAGACAGGCGCAAAGAAACCAGAACAGAAGCUAAAACCAGAAUCCUACAAUUAAAUAAAAAUAAACCAAGAAAAACUCAAACAGAUUUAAUUGAUUGCAAAAUAGUUGGCAACUAAUUUAUCAGCUGGUUAGUCACUGUAGGACAUACGGAAUGGGAAGUCAGAUGUAUUUGAUUCUUACAAAGAAGUUUCAAAAAGGGGAGUAACAAUUCUCAAGAUAUGUAGUUCAUUAUGGAAUUGCUUCAAAUCCAAGCACACAAACACACUGGCCUGUUUUGAAAGUUAGAAUGUUUUAUAGUUUGGAAAUUUUAUUUUCAGGUCAUCACCAGGUCGCCGGUAACCUGGCUGCCGUGGCGUCAGACAGACAGACGUAUGUGAGCACACGCUGUAAGCAGUGACAGGUUUCUGAGUGCUUGCGUCUGGUUUUGUUUUGCUGAACGUGGAAUCCUCUUCAGCAUGUCUCUGAUUUUUGUUCACUGUUCGCCCUGUGAACAUGUGCAGGUCGAACAGCAGAAAGACGUGUUCGCUGACCUGACCUGCAGCUGUCUGGCAUCACAUUUAGGAAAUAACUUUGUUGGGGCAGAUUCCAGCUCUGGUACCCUGAUCAUCAGCUUAUCCUUGACUUAUUAGCUGUUAGCUGACAUUUAAAUUUUUAAAUUUAAUUAUUAAGUUAAGUUGCGCAGGCGACAUGUUUUUGCUUCCCUCUUAUAUGAACCAGUGCCAGAAAGUUUUAUAAUCUGAUGCUGAUAAACUGCUCAAAGUAGCAGGAGACCAAAUCUUAUAGCUGCAGACUUUAUUAAAGUAUGAAACAGCCAAUCAGUGUUCAGGUAAUCAGGAUUGAACUUUUUUUGUCAGAGUGAUAUAAAGUUCAUUUUCUUAACAUUUUCUGAUCCUGUCAGAUUCAUAAAUAAGUGGAAAAACUGCCAACUGCAUCACCCGUCCACCCGUUUGGAUGUCCAACAGCUGCACAAAUAACACCAUCUGUCCCGGUGACUCGCUGUCCUUUAAAAAAAAAAAAAAAAAAAACCAAAACAUUUGACUCAAACGCGGCAGCCGUGUGCCAGCUCAGACCAACAGUCACAAGAAGUGAAACACGGAGCUUUCAGUGAUCUUAUGGGUGUGCGCUGACCGUACGGCUCCGCGGGGCCGCACGUGCUCCUCAGACUCAGAGCUAAGUAGGUUUUUGACUGAUGCCACGAUGAUGAUGAAUGUGAUUGGUUUAGUUUUAAUUAAGUCGACCGUGCCGUAUUUUCAGCCUGUUCUGUCUGGAAAACAUGACUUAAAAUACAAAGGAUGCAUUUUAAUUAAAUGUGGAGGUCGGUGAAGACUUGAUUAGAUUGCAGGCUGGAUGUGCAUCCAGCAUAUUCAGUUUUAUUUAUGACAUUGUGACUGUCGUUAGUUUCAGUGUUAUUUUUAGUUUUGUGAAACAGCGCCCCCCGGGGGCAUGUCAGAGACAGACAGGCCUGCUGGGCCAUGAGGUGCUCUUAUAUAAAACAUUAUUUUAACUUUUCAAACUACAUUUAAUUUGUUUUCUGAUUGCAGCAGAAUAAACAGCGCACUGGUGAAGUUAAUACGUUCUGAGAG